Monascus purpureus is the source of this 288-nucleotide messenger RNA. Lineage: Eukaryota; Fungi; Ascomycota; Eurotiomycetes; Eurotiales; Aspergillaceae. The record is from the annotation of a GenBank genome assembly.
AUGUCUGAAACCCUCCAGGAGCUGGCUGACAUCCCCAAGGACUUUGUCCGGGAUGGUUCAUUGUUCAUUCGCAGGUGCACUAAACCCGAUAAGCGUGAAUUCAUCAAGAUCAGCCAGGCCGUUGGAAUGGGCUUCCUUAUCAUGGUAAGCAAAGCAAAGGACUAUGUGAUAUGGGUACAAUCCAUCUCUUUCUUUGGAGCGAUGCUAACAGCUGUCAAGGGUGCGAUUGGUUAUUUUAUCAAGCUGAUCCACAUUCCUGUUAACAAUAUUCUUGUCGGGGGAGCAUAA